Pelecanus crispus (Dalmatian pelican) is the source of this 1581-nucleotide messenger RNA. It is a transcript of the gene INSYN2B, whose product is annotated as inhibitory synaptic factor family member 2B. NCBI's taxonomy places the organism in Eukaryota, Metazoa, Chordata, Aves, Pelecaniformes, Pelecanidae. The record is from RefSeq and is a predicted model, not a curated record.
AUGGCCCAGCAAAACAUGAAAAUGCGCCCAGUGCUAUUGAAAAGGAACAGUCUGGAUUCAGCUGAUUUUAUGAGACAGCCACACCACCGCAGGACCAAAUCUCAGCAAGUUCGAUUCAAGGAUGAUGGUGUGAACACAAAGACAGAACUGGAUACUAAUCCUGCCCAAGAUAUAGCAUUCAUAACUGGAAAACCAGAAAUAUUUAGGGAUCACAAUUCUUUGCUACAUCAAUCUCCAUCUUUUCCAAGGGCUCAGAAGGGGCUUCGGAAUAUUGCCAUACAAACAUCUCCUAGCCUCAGGAAACACUUCCCCGUUUUUAAAAAGAAAAAGCUGACAGUAAGUAAAUCAUUAACAGAAAUGCCAACUAAGCCUGCAAAUUCUACCCAAGUAAAUGGCAAUCUUUCUGAACAAGACAUUAUGUCUUCAGAUCUCUGUUACUUAAGAAUAACUAAUCAUUUGGAAGAUGGAUUUAGGAAUAGUGAGGUGGAUGGUCAGUUAAAUCAAAGACCAUCAAAAGCACAAAGCAAUGGACCCAUCCACUCAGAUGAUUUCUCAGUAUCAGAGAAGACAACUGUUUCUACACAGAUGCCUGAAUACAUGCAUGUGAGUUUUCCACAAGACAGCAAUAUUUCCAUGGAUGCACCAGACACAACCAUGAAUCUAAGUAAUUCACUGCAUUCUUCUGUCAUAAAUAGCAAUGAAAAUAAUGAAAACAGCACACUGUCAUCUAAUUCUGAAAAAGCAUAUCCUUGCCUAAGCAAUUCUACUAACUGCAGUGAAUGUAAUCCUCAUUCUGAAUCUUGUGAAGCAGAUAAAAGUGAUUCUGAGUCGCUUGUAGCCAGCAAAGAUGCAAGCAGUAAGGAAACUACUCCAUUAUCACCUCCAUCAAAUCACAGUUCAUCUCCUUGUUUCCUCAGAGACUAUCAACAGGCAGGAGAGUACAAAACAGAUUCCAGCUGUAUGACACUAACAAAUGACGAUCACACAAUAAUGUCAUUGACCAGCAGUAACACGUCAAAAUCUAUUCUGUCAUGUAAUACUGAAAAUGAGAAAAAUUCUACCCAGUCAGAUGUUUCCCAGUGUAACAGCUGUUUAGAAGGAUUUCACAUAAAGUCUUAUCUGCCAAGGAAUGAAAUAAAACCACAAACCAACAAAGAGAUUAGCGAAAUAAAUCAAAUUCAUUUGGCACAUGGCGAAAUCUGUGCCCUACAAGGCAGGCUGCAGUCUGUAGAGGAAUCCUUGCAGUUGAACCAGGAGAAGAUUAAAGUCCUUUUGAAUGUAAUCCAAGACCUGGAAAAAUCCAGAGCCCUCAGUGAAGGGCGUAACUUCUAUCACACUGGUCAAGACCUCAACAACUGCAGCACCUGCCAGAACACCGCAUGUAUCAUUUACAGUGUAGAAUAUGACUUCAGACAACAAGAAGGAAGAUUUCAUCAGAUUUUGAAAACAUUGGAUCAUGCAGAGCAAAAUCCAGCUUCAGCUUCACCUCAGAAGCUACCAUCUGAUCAUCCAGCUCCCGAGAAAAAGGAAUUAAGAAGAAAAACAAAAAAGAUGAAAAGAAAAUGCUUCUGGUGGAUUUGA